Messenger RNA from Ectocarpus sp. CCAP 1310/34, 4597 nucleotides. NCBI's taxonomy places the organism in Eukaryota, Phaeophyceae, Ectocarpales, Ectocarpaceae. The record is from the annotation of a GenBank genome assembly.
UGUGCGUGUCAUCGCGCGUCCGUAAUCGCCGCGGCUUCGGCACGGCAUGGCUUCGCUGGUUGAUGAGGAGGCCCAAGAAUAUACGGGUUUAGUCAGAUCACCCGGUGGCGGUUCGCGUUACGACGCGCUCCCUUACGAUGAUGACAACGUGAACGUUGGACGGGAGGCCUUUGAGGUGGCCGGCGAAAUUCAAAUAAUCGAGCCGCGAAAGUACCGCUUCACGCCGACGGCCAGAGUCCCCACCUGCCCGCUGAGGCUCAUGCCGCUCGAUGGGUCGAGGGUGCAAGGAACGGUGGGACGCAGCUGCGUCGUGACGGCCGUCGCGCAGAAGGGCACAUGGCUCCAAGUGCGUGUGGGCGGGGCGAAGGAAGGGUGGAUGCAGAGCCAGUUCUCAGACGGGACGGUUACCCUGGCCGAGGUUGAUAGCUAUCGAAGACACGAGGAGUGGGGCGGGUUUAACCACUUUUUCUUGGGCGGGAGGGUGAUGAUGGGGAGCGACGUGAAGUGGUUCCUCAGCAGCAACAUCACGCUCACCGUUCCCGCGAUGCUCUUCAUCUGGGAAAUGUUCCAAGGGUUUCCGGUGCGCGGGGGAACGAUUCUCGGGUGGAUUGGGGUGUCGAUGUGGGCCUUCGCCAUGCUAAACCUGUGGAUGACGGCCUUGACGGACCCGGGAAUCAUCCCUCGUAACCCUUCCAACGAGCGAGCACCGCCUCCAGUGGGAGAGGCUAUUGGGUUGCAUGGCUUCAAGUACUGCGAGACUUGCAACAUUUUCCGACCCCCUAGGUCCAAGCACUGCCAGUCGUGCAACAAUUGCGUCGACAGGUUCGAUCACCACUGCCCAUGGGUCGGCAGCUGCGUGGCGGUCCGGAACUACCGCUACUUCUUCGCCUUCGUGGGGUCGACGGUGCUGCUCAUCUUUUUCAUGAUGGCGGCGGUGCUGGCGAGGCUGGUGCUGAGGGUGCUCGUGGACGGCGACGGGUCGGUGGAGAGCGUCUUGGAGGUGGUUGCGUCCGGCCCUGUGGAUCUGCUGAUGACGGCGAUGGCGCUGCUCGUGGGGAUCCCGCUGCUGAGACUCUGGUGGUACCACCUCCAGACGAUUCUUUGCAAAGGGCAGACCACGAACGAGGACAUGCGAGCCGUGUACCGAAACCACCACAACAGCUACCACAAGGGCUGCUGGCAGAACUCGGUCUCCCUGCUGUGCGCCCCCGCGCCCCGCUCCCGCCUCCCGGACCUGUCGGAACGGGUGUACGCAAAUGAGCCUCUAGCAAGCCGCGGGAGCGGCACCCGCUGGGGCGACGGGGAGCGGGGGUCUCGAACGUUCUCGUGGAUUUCUCCCGCCGGCGGAUUCGGAUUCCUGGGAGAUUCUGACGGGGACUGCUCCGACCAGCGGCAGCAGCACCACCAGCAGCACCAGGGCCGGCCGCCGCGGGUUUUGUCGGCGGGGGGUAGCAGCCGGCGGACGAACAGCGCGGGGUCGUUCGCGAGCGCGAGUUCCUUCGUCAGCUCCGCGGGGGAGGCGUUGUCGGACUUGUCCGAGUUGUCGGAUGGUGGUGGUGAUGGUGGUGAUCAGGAUGGUGAAGAAGGUGCAAACGUAAACGCGUCGUCAACGCCAGAGGGGCGGCGGGAGGAAGAAGAGGAAGGGAUGGAAGAAGCAGCGCCAGCGCUGGAGAUUAGCACCGGGGGGGAGUUGCAAUCCUCUCGAAGAAGUCCUCCUGCGGGUGAUGAACGGGAAGCGGGGAGAGGAGAGGCAGCUGACGAGGAGUCGCCACUGCUGGGAGCAUCCCGAACACCGCCUUCCGCAGCCUCCGCGGCUUCGGCGACCGCGACAGCGGCGGCGGUGGCGGUGGCGGCGGCAAGGGACGGCAGCCACUCGUCGGGCGAGCUUACGUACUCGCCGAACCCGUCCGCUGCGGUGCCCGAUCCCGAGGAGGAGGAGAUUGUCCCUUGGGCCAAAAGCAGUAGCGGCGGCGACCGAGGGAGUUACAACAACAACGCUCGGGGCCAGGGUGGGCAAGAGGCAGCGGCAGGGUUCUUUCCGCUGGAUGGGGGCAGCGACGCGGUGUUGCCGGAGGGUGAGGUGGCGGCAGCGGUGGCGGCGGCUGCUGCGGCGGCGAUGGGCGCGGCGGGUAACAGGGGCAGAGAUUCCGGGCGAAGGAGCGAUUUCAGAGCCGGCAGCACUAGCGGCAGUUCAUCGCCGCGACGGGACGGGCAGCAGCGGCAGCAUUUGUUGCCUCUAGAGAAGACCCUGCCGUGAUGACGGGCGCCCCGCCCGUGGGGGAACUUCCUACUUGACCGAUUUUGUUGGUGCGGGGUAGGUACGCACGUGGCCGUCGCCUCUACACCCUUCCUUCCAGCAGUUUUCUCGGCGCGACAGCGCUCGGUUGUGUAGGCACACGCCUGUUGGAAAGGGUUGAGGGUUUUCACAGUGUUGGGUUUGACGUGAGAGAGCUACAGCGGUUUUUGUUGUUAUGAUAGUUACAGUGCUGUUGGUCUUGCUUUCUUUUGUGUUCUUUACAUGACCCGAUUUGUGUUUUUUUGCGUCCUUCCUGCUGCUUUUGUCGUCGCACAGCUUCGGCGCAUUUUUUCGUUUGCGUCCGGUCGGUGCAGCGUUAUUCAGUCUGUCUCAUACUUUGUAAGGCCCCGUUGAUGCACACAAACGUUGUUGUAGGAGUUCCUAGGUGUGUUGUGCUUGCGUCGCAUUUGAAUUAUGGAACGUCACUUUUCUGCUUUGACCUCUGUCGGUGUAAUCAAUCACAGUGGCAGUAUAUUUUCAUCACUGCCACUACACCACGCGUGGCCAUAGGUGGUAUUUUGUAUUCCCUUGCCUGCGUUUGCUUUUCGCGUGCAUGUUGUGUUUUGUUUUGUUUGUCAAGUGUCGCAGAAGCUUGUUUAGAAUAUCGAUAUUUUGGGCACUUUGUUGCGUCCUUUGUGUUUGUGGGCGUUUUGGUGGUAGGUGACGACUGGAUUAGAGACUCGGUGGUGGACACAAGUGAAAAAUGGGUCAUCACGUGGUGGAUGGUGGCGGUGGUGGUGGCGUUUCGAUUUUCGAUUUUCGGAACACUACCGAUCGCGCCGAUUUAUGUAUUAAUUUAUUUUUAGUUUUUAUCUAGCAGUAGAAAUGUCUGAUCAUCCUCUUGUAUACCCGUAGAUUGACCGUUAACCGGGAUACAUUCCGAUUCUCGGAUUUCAUGGGAGUCCCCCCCCCCACCCGAUAGUUUUGUGUUUAGUUCGCAACACAAAUCACUUGUGUCCAAAUUUUUGUGCUGUUACAUUGGUUGGGAGGGCGAGACGAUGUACCCAUGCAGUGGCUCAGGACUUUCGAAGCUCCGCAACGGGGUUCACAGCGGGCGGUGGGUGCAACCCCAAUAACGAGUGUAGCAUUGAGCUAAGAAGCCGGAGGGAGGGAGGCUACACACCGCCGCAUGAAGUGCUUCUUACGCAGUGAGUCGACGGCGCGGCGGAUGUUUUUUGGUCCGCACAACGAAGAAAACGCAUGGCACCAACCUCUUGGUUCAAUUAGGGAAGGUUUACGAUUUUCUUGGUGAAAAUCCUUGUUCCCGACGCGGAGAAGACGCUUUUCGUCUGUCGGUGAUUGCCCGUAGCAACCCCACCGCUCGGCAGGUUUAGGUGCAACAAAUGUAAAGUUGAUUUUUGAGUAGCGGUGAACGCACCUCUUGUCGAUCCGUUGACUGCCGCAGCUCCUCGUCCGUUUCGUUGUGCGUCCGAUCGACAACAAUACACGCCAAAAAGCGAGGGCCAGUAGCGAUUGAGGGAAGAGCUGCUUUUGAGUACGGAAUGAUUUUCUUUGUAUGUAAUCGUGCGAGAACCCUGUGGCAGAAGUGGACGAGAGCUGGAAAAUCCCUGAGGGGGCCUUUACACUGUCAGCAACUCAUGGCGUGGUCUUAUAUGAUAGGAGAAAGACUUACGACGUGGCUGUUGGCACGCGCACUGUCCUAAUGAAGGGCACGAUCACUUCGUGGACAAAACAAGCGCCAUAAAAAGCAGCAGCGGCAGAUUUAAAGUCAUCAAUCACCCUUGUAGUCUGUAGGCCACCGGGGAAAGGGGGCAUUCCGCCUUUGGCUUCGUCAAUGUUUGGUGGUCGAGUCAACGCACUUAACUCGACCCAAAAUCCUAGCCAAUUCAAAUAAUCGCUAAGGCAAGCAAUUCUCCAAUUAUCGUCGCACAUUGCGGAAGCCCAUUUACGUCUAUUGAACCCUGUUGCUUGGGUUGGUGAGGCUCUGGACUCUUUUUUUUUUCAUAUCCCCUCUCUCGUGGAGACCAUACUCAAGGCCCGCACCACCCAGCGCCGCGUACCUACCGAGUCAUCUAGGAAGCCGGGGUGUGCCGGACGCCUUCCUGCUUGAAGGGCCGACGACUUAUUAAGACAACCUGCCUUCCACCACACCACUUGAAUCAAUCUAGAACUUUUCAGGCCCUUGUGAUACUCCUGCCGUGUGCAUCACGAACUUUGAGGUUCUCUACGCGAGGGGAGGCGGGAGUGAAGAAAGCAUUACAUUUGAUAGUGAAAUGAGGUCGUCACACUCUUCGCGAAAAACCCACAUGCGCCGCGAAGCGGGGGGCGAAGGGGGGGGGG